Messenger RNA from Drosophila eugracilis, 806 nucleotides. RefSeq names its product calcineurin subunit B. The transcript is spliced from 3 exons. The coding region runs from base 98 to 766 and encodes 222 amino acids. Gene Ontology annotation, molecular function: calcium ion binding. The record is from RefSeq and is a predicted model, not a curated record. Lineage: Eukaryota; Metazoa; Arthropoda; Insecta; Diptera; Drosophilidae.
CUUUUGAACUCAGUAAUAGAUAUAUUCCGAAACAUCAGAACACGUCGACUGACCUACAUAUUCAGAUAGGAAAUCAUAACAUAGAGAAACGUGAACCAUGGAAAACCUAGAUUCCACCAUCAAUAGCACCGAAAACAGUCGUUUUUCCGCACUUUACAGUGGCUUGAUUAAGGAAAUAUCUGCAAACUCCAAAAUGUCCACACUGGACAUCACCUGCUUGCUCUGCGUUUACUACAAGUUCGUCAGAUUCAACGGACCCGGGGCCAAGCAGAUGAAGAAGAACCAGUUCUACCAGAUCUUUCUAGUGCUGUUCAACGUGGCCAAUGUCCAGGUAAUCGAACGAACCCUUCAUGCCAUCACGAAGGAUACGAAGUUCGUGAGCCCCCAGGCGUGGAUUGAUCUCUUCGAACUUUACACCACGGACGACCUUUCUAAGCGAAUGCGGUUUGCCUUCGAAGUUUAUGAUACUAAGAACACCGGCGUAAUCGAUCGCGAACAAGUAGGCGUGGCAUGCGAGAAAUUCUUUAGCGAAGGCAACGACGAGGAUGAACUCAUUGAGCUUAGGGCGGACAUGACUGAAUUCAUCAUGAAGAAGUUCGAUGUUGACAAGGAUGGUGUUAUUUCCUAUGAAGACUACUCUUCGGUUGUCUCCCAGCAGCCAGUUUUGGUUGAGUUCUUGGGCUGGCUUUUUCCGUCGAACGAGGAGAAGAAUGCCAUGUUCCAUGUUAUCAACAUGGAUUCCAUGCUUAAAUAUGGUAGCCCGUAGUUCAAAUAAACCGGCUUUGCUAAAAAACUUUUGUAAAUAA